AUGGUGAAUCGGGGCGACAUCUCUCUCUCGCAUGUGGGUACCAGCGACAUGGUGGCCGACAUCUUCACCAAGGCUCUCGGCCCAAAGGUCUUCUCAACGCACUGCUACGCCCUCGGCCUUCGCACUCGACACCCGCGGCUUGGGUCUGCCUCGCAUUCGCGUGGGGGGGGGUGUGAAGAGUCCACUCUCAGCUCGACAGGGGCGCCUCGGUCGUUGCGCGCACUUGCUAGCCCGCCCCCGGCGGUGGGGACUUAG
Microbotryum saponariae is the source of this 255-nucleotide messenger RNA. NCBI's taxonomy places the organism in Eukaryota, Fungi, Basidiomycota, Microbotryomycetes, Microbotryales, Microbotryaceae. The record is from the annotation of a GenBank genome assembly.